GAUAAAAUGGCGGAUGGUGUGGACAUUGAUUUGUACGCGGAUGAUAUCGAACAAGAUUUUGCACAGGAUGAGUUUGCUGGAGAUGGCGUGGAUCUCUAUGAUGAUGUGAUAGCAGCACCGCCAACCACAGGAGGUGGAGGAGAUGACAAUUCUCAACCACCUCAUACUCCAGGACCUCCAAUUCAAAACAGUGAUGGGCAUUCACCAAACAAUGCCAACCCGCCAUAUCACCAGAUGGGUAACAACAUUCAACCCAAUCAAGUUGGACGUCGCCAUCAACUGUAUGUUGGAAACUUAACAUGGUGGACUACAGACCAAGAUAUUACAGAUGCAGUCCUUGGAAUAGGAGUAAAUGACUUUGUGGAAGUCAAAUUUUUUGAAAACCGUGCAAAUGGACAAUCAAAAGGAUUCUGUGUGAUCACACUGGGCUCAGAACCAAGCAUGAGGAUGUGUAUGGAAAGACUGCCAAAGAAGGAACUACAUGGCCAGUGUCCGGUAGUUACAUUUCCAACUAAGCAGGCAUUAAAUCAGUUUGAGGCUCAGUCAAAAACGCGACCAGUGCCACCUCCAAACCCGGGUCCUCGAAAUCCUCACCCACAUCCACAUGCACAUCCUCCAAGAAUGAUGAUGGGGCCACCUCAGGGGAUGAGACCAAGGAUGCCACCUCCAGGAAUGCCUCCUCCUGGUCCAGGACCUCGAAUGCCAGGUCCACCUAUGGGACAUGGAGCUCCACCUGGACAUGGACAUCCUCCUGGCCCUCCAAACCAAGGACAUCCACCACCAGGAUUCCAGCAUGGUAAUUGGAAUGGUCCUGGAGCCAACGGUCCUCCUCGACCUGGCCCGCCUCCCCAGGGCCCUCACCCGCAAGGACCUCAGCAGAGGCCACCACCUGGAAUACCAUUUCAAGGCCCACCUCCUGGUCAAGGACCCCCCAGGGGACCACCACCUGGUAGUAUACCUCCAGAUCCUCGAGGCCCUCCACCUCGACCAGACUGGAACAGACCACCUGGACCAGGCAUGCCACACCACCAUCCUGGCCCAGGCUUCCCACCCCACAACCAGCCAUCGCCUAUGCAGGGCCCCCCACCUGGCCAGGGACCCCCACCUAGAGGCCCACCACCUGGACAGAUGGGAGGUCCAGGAGGUCCACCACCAGGACAUGGAGGUCCCCCAGUACAUGGAGGUCCACCUCAAGGGCCACCUGCUCCUCAUGUGAAUCCAGCCUUUUUCCAACAAGGAGGUGGUCCACCACACCAGGGUCCUCCACAUCAAGGUCCCCCACCUCCACAUGGGCCACCACAUGGUUAUGGCCCACCUCCUGCAUCUCAGCCACAGUAUGGAGCACCACCGCCAGAACACCGUCCUGAAGGCCCUCCUCCACUGAGUGAAGCUGAAUUUGAAGAGAUAAUGGGACGGAAUCGUACUGUUUCAAGUUCUGCCAUUGCACGAGCUGUUUCUGAUGCAGCUGCAGGUGAAUAUGCAAGCGCUAUUGAAACAUUGGUGACUGCUAUAUCUCUGAUCAAACAGUCAAAAGUUGCAAAUGAUGAUAGAUGCAAGAUACUGAUCAGCUCGCUUCAAGAUACAUUGCAUGGGGUUGAGACAAAAAGCUAUGGAUCUGCACGUAGAGAACGGUCUCGUUCCCGAGAGCGGGAACGCUCACAUCGGCGGCGUAGGGAACGAUCUCGCAGCAGAGAUCGAGAAUAUCGGGAACGAAGUAGAGAGAGAGAUAGGGAUAGGGAGAGAGAGAGAGAUCGAGACCGUUACUAUGCUGAUAGUUAUCCUAGAGAACGGUCUCGCAGCAGAGAAAGGGAAAGGGAACGGGAUUAUCGUGAACGUAGCCGUGAAGACAGUUCCAGUGUCUAUUCCAGUUCAACACGGCAGGCUGUUCGCCCCCGGGCCAAAUCGCCUGAGCCACCUGAUACUGCUGCUGUCAUGAGCUCCAAGUCCAGGUCCCUGACUGCAACGUACUACUAUGAUAGGGAUCGUGAGCGUGAACGUGAGAGGGAUCGAGAACGGGAGACCACUAGACGGGAUCCUGAACGGGAGCGGGAGAGGGACAGAGAAAGAGAGCGCAGAGAGGAGAGAGAAUCCUCACAUCGCAGCUCACGUCACUAAUUUCUGUUCUGUUGGCAGAUAGUGAAGGUGUUGGAGAAGGUGCAGCAGCAUUUUGGUCCCAGUUUAUAUAAUUUGGGGGUGAAUCUGAAUGUGUAAGUCUUUAUUAUGAUGUGGAAGUAUAAUUCAGAUUUCUUCACAUCUGUGUUUGUGGUUUAUUCUAGUUUAUACCAUCAUAUCUUGUAAAUGAGGUGGUACAUUCUAUAUAGGUGUUUUAAAGUAACAGAUUUUCAGUAGGAAGUGGCUGUGUAAGUUUAUGUAGGAUUAUGUCAUUCCAGGAUGUCAUACAAAUCCAAAUGAUGUGAAAUUUAUUUCGAGAAUUUUCUGUUAGGCUCUAAGGACAUCCUGGCAUUUACUUUUACCAAACCAUAAUUCCCUAAAUCCCUUGAUGUGUUUUUGUAUUUCGUAUAUUUAGUGAGAAAGGCAUUGAGCUGUAUUCUGUUGGAUGCUCUCCUUCUGCCCCCUGUUUUCAUUGAACUUCCCCUAAAGAUGAUCUUCAGCAGAAAUAGUACCAACAUAAUGUUAUAUGAACUCUAAAACCAAGUAGCACAACUCAUAUCUUCAGGGUGACUUUUUCCAAAGUUGGAAGGUUUGCAUUGACCCAAAGGAAUUUCCAUGAGCCUUUUGUUGUAAUUUUGUAUGCAGAAAUGAAUGAAUGUUGUCUGUUUAGUUUUUGUUUGACCUGAUGUUCGCCUAAACUUGUGAAGGCUUAUUAUGCGCAUGACUGAAUGAUAUCGGCUUGAACAAGAUGAUAUUUAAAUGUGUUGGUAGAAAGCAAAGACUGGAGAACAUUUUCCUUCCCAUCUCUUCUCUGUGUGCCAUUCUCAUCUGAUCAAACCAUACAUAACUUACUGUCUUGGGUAGCACAUCGUAAUCAUUUGUAUUCCAGGUGCUCAUUAAAUCGGCUCAGGAUACUUGAAUUAAAACUGCCACAGCCAAAGAGAUGUCCCGGCCAUGCGUAAGGCUGACAACCUUGCUGCCAUCUUUGAGGCAAUUCUCUAGAUAAUGUGGGACCCUCAACAUCUCACAACCCUAUGGGCCUUCAUGGCCUGUUACAGGGAUAGCUUUACUUUACUUUACAGCCAAAGAGAUUGACUCAUUAAUCAGUAUGGGAUUUGUUAGUGGAUGACAAUAUUUGUUACAGACCGAUGUUAGGUGGAAAGGACAGGCUUUCACAUGCUGUAUAUAUGCUAUAGUUUGAAAGUCAUUUGCGGAAGGUAUUGUGGGUUUUUCUCCGCAAAUGCAUUGAACACCCAAGCAACCUUGGCAUUCCUAGUAGGUAGUUCUGUGGUGGGGCUUGGCAGUUAAAAGGUUAAAGAAAUAGAAAUGCACACCAAAUCACAGAUAUAAUGUCAUCUUGAAAGCAAGUAUAAAUAAAAUGUAAUGGGAUUGUUCAUCUUGUUUCUGACUGAAACCUUUUUCUAAUGAAACGUUUUUAAUUCUACGUAGUAUUUAUUGAAACCUUUAUCUAGUAUUAUAUAUGGAUUUAUAUACAGAAUUUUACAGAGUUUACUCUGUAAAUUGUAGUAAGCACUCAGAAUGUCAAAAUCAGCAUGUGAUAAAACUAUGUCCACUGUUAAAACAACCACUGAAGAGACAAAGCUUAGUAGCCAAGUGAUGGAAGAUAUUCAGACACAAGAAUAGAUACUGUCACAUGUUAGUGACCAGACAUUGGGUUUGGAUUGGUAAUGGGAUUUGUUGAAUGCUUGUCACUUGUAACUGCAGACAUUUUUUACACUGUCGCUAACCUAACACUUUAACAAAUCAGUAUAGGACAUGGUAUAUCUCCAUCUGUUCUAGUUGCUCAGUUACAGUUCCCAUACAAAGGGGAUUCGUCUGUUCUCAAGCUUGUCUUUGCCUGCUAACUGCACUCUUAUAACUAACUGUCUGAGCUGUUGACUCUCAACUAACUGCCGAUCCAAGACUUAAUGACCAUCAACUUAGCUGGUGUCCUUGUUAGCCUUGGCACAGACCACAUAGAAAACAUCGUUCCUAGGAGUCUCUUCUAUUGUUGUGCACAUAUGUUGCCAUGGAUAUGUGUUUAUUGAGUUGUUACUAAGCAGUGGCUGUUCUGUGCAUUCAUCAUAUGACAUUGCUUCCUCCUUAAGGCUGCUUGUCUUGAAUGGUUUAUAGGCUUGUCUCAAUUUUUUUUUGCCUGUGGGGACAGAACUUCUGGAAGUGGCUGUUACUCCUAUAGCUCUGGCACAUAAGCUGUUGGUAGUCUCUUUUGUUUGGUAGGGGGCUGGCUCGUACAUAAUGCCCUGUCACUUAUUUUACAGAGCGUGAUGGAAGACGUGACUACUAGCUUUACAAUCUCAAGCCCUAGGGUCUAAGAGCCUCAUUGAGUGUUCUCUUGCCUCACAGAAGUAACUGCUAUUUUAUGACUUGGUCUAUUAUGCUGUUGAAAGAUACAGAAGGACUGCAUGCAAUAAGGUGGUGCUCCGCCCCAUUGGAAAUUGAUAAUUAUGACUACCAAGUUUGGCAGUGAAGGAAUUUCUAGUGUGUGUGUGUUGGAUGCUACCUGAUAGGUACACUUGAGGUUCUGUAUGCUGUCACUCUGCAUCCUGGUAGAGUCUGCAGGAAGUAUGUUUCUGGAAUAGUACAAUUUCAGAAAGAGUAACAGAUAAUAAUACAUUAGCUCUCUUCUUUUUCUCAGGAUUACUGACUUCACCCAUCAUCUGGUAUUCUAAAGAGCACAAAAUUUGGGAAACUGGAAGUGGUUGCAUCCUCAUGUGAAAGGGUGGGGGGGACAUUCUCUGUUGGGCCCAUUAGAAUGAGCUAACCUCAGUCACUGGACAUUCCAUGCCAGUGUACCUUCUGCUAUAUGUGCACCUGAUAUUAGGUUUUAUGAACAGGAAAAUUCACAGUAAAAAUUGUGGACAUGCAUAUAAAGGCCUGGAACUAAGGUAGAGAAGGAAAUGGAAAAUAAAUGCAUCAAACCAAACAAUUCCAGAAACACCAAUGGAGAAGAAAAAUUAAAGAUCUUCAUGUUUUGUAAUACCUACCCACCACUAGUUGUUUUCUGUUGUGUGGGCGUUGGGCCCUGUAAAGUUGCGUUGCUGUCUGAACAAUCUAUAGGCAUGAAUAACAGUAGUGACUAAUGAUCCAGUGAUGGUUAUAUGUUGAAACUUCUGUAUGGUCUGUUUGGGGAGCAGUGAAUUUGAACACUGUCGAGAAGAAGCUUAAAUGGAAAUUUAACACCAAUUAUUGUUAACUUGAGACUUUUAAAUUUUAUGGUUUGGUAGCAGUGAAUUUAAAGGACACAACAAGAGGUUAAUUUGAUUUUAAUUCAGCAACAUAAUGCCAUAUUUCAGGCAUGGAAAUGAAUGGACCAGUUAGUAGAAUGUGUUUAUAAAUAAGCUAUGCUGCCUGAUUCAGAUCAUAAACAGUGUAGUUGAUCUCUGGAGACCAAAGAGUUGUGCUGCUUGGGGUAUAUUUGCAUUAAAAUCCUGUCAUAUGAAACAGCGUUGGUAGAUAGUACCUUGUAGUGUAGAAUGCUUCAGAGGAAUCUGUUUCAAAGGAAAGGAAUUUGUCAUCAUAUCUCAACAAGUAUAUUUCAACAUUGUGAAGAUUAUCAGGGAAGACUGUAAAAGCAAGAGGAUUGGAUCCGUCAAGGAUUAGAAGAGAAGAUUGUAUUGAAGAUUGUCUGCAGAUGAGUUAUUUGUAAGUGUAGUACAUUUUUUUUUUUUUGGCUAAUGUAUUCUCAUUGUAUGUAGCAUGUAACCACAGCAUUUUAUCUUAUAAUAAGGGAAGGGGUGAACAUAGACAAGAAUGUUCAUGUAGGCUUGAGAGGUGGGAGGUACCCAAAAAAAUAUUUCAUGCAGCCUGUAUGUAUAUAUUUGCCACAGCAUUCUUGUAGAACACAGAUAUUUUUAAGAUUCAAAUCAAAGUGUUUUUCUCUACGUUAUACAUGCUAACUCAUACAAUUUACUGAACAAAUUGGUUUUCCAGCUGCAUUUGUUUGUUUACUCAUUUACUGCAGUUAUUAGAGAACUAGAUGAGUUGCUUCAGAACAUUGGUUUUUAACAUUGUGGUAUUGUGCGUGCCAAUUGGUAGUUAGUAUGAAGUUGAAGUAACAGUAAACUGGGAGCCCAGAAAGAAUGGUUGCAGAGUUUACCAUAUUAUGGCUAAACAUAUUUCUACAGGUGAAGGCAAAGUUGUGAGAUUGUUAUUCUGUGCCCAACAUAAUAAGCAGAAAUUGUUGAAAUCAUGCACUUUACAUUUUUGUCUAUCCCAUAAUUACAUGAUUUACUUGCCAUAGACAGCUUUCUGCUUUGGCAUAAGUGGUUCAGUCUUAGAUAGGAAAAGUGUUAAAUUUUCAAAACCUCUGUCACUCCAUUUCAUUUUGCAGUAUGAUUCUCUGAAUGUUGAAAAAAAAUUUGUUUAAUCUUAUUGUUUUGUCCAACCAGGUUUCAUACAGUUUAAA
Molecule: messenger RNA, 6538 nt
Organism: Cryptotermes secundus
Lineage: Eukaryota; Metazoa; Arthropoda; Insecta; Blattodea; Kalotermitidae
Gene: Cpsf6
Product: cleavage and polyadenylation specificity factor subunit CG7185
Exons: 14
Coding region: 7-2115 (702 amino acids)
Biological process (GO): mRNA alternative polyadenylation
Cellular component (GO): mRNA cleavage and polyadenylation specificity factor complex
Molecular function (GO): mRNA binding
Source: RefSeq, a predicted model, not a curated record